Messenger RNA from Saccoglossus kowalevskii, 856 nucleotides. Its product is annotated as proteasome assembly chaperone 4-like. NCBI's taxonomy places the organism in Eukaryota, Metazoa, Hemichordata, Enteropneusta, Harrimaniidae. The record is from RefSeq and is a predicted model, not a curated record. Gene Ontology annotation, biological process: proteasome assembly.
GGCAACUUUCUGUAACAUGUGUUUUCCGAUUAUAAUGUGUAGUUGCCUCGUCGACGAGAUAGUGUAUUAUCACGUAAUGCAGAUAAUAGAAUUCCAUCCGCAUUUUUAACGUUUAUUCAAGAAGUUUUCAGCUUGAUGCAAAUAAAACCCGAUUAACAAUUAAUAUUCGAAGAUGAGCACUGAAGCCAAACAAAGUAGUUGUCACAGAGCCAUCUGACUGCAUGCUGUCAGUGUACAACUUCUCUGAUCGACUUAUGGAGCAUUCCAUACAUUUCCAUGUAUUGAAAUUGAACGAAAGCUUCCUCGUCUGGAUCGGCGACAGAUCUGCAAAUAUGUCAAGUCUUGCUGUAUCUAUGACGACUCCAUACGAUCAAAUACCUUCAAGUGCAAGUUUACUUGGUGAAGCCUCUGAUACGCCCUCUACAGUUUUAUCACAAAAACUAGCUAAAAAGACAAGAAAGCAAGUAUUUGUCAGUUAUAAUCUACCAACAGAUCAGAUGCUGCUACCAUUAGUGGAGAAAAGGCUCAUCGAAGAGAUGAACACUCAUCCAGAUAAAUUUUAAAAAGACCAUAUUAUUAAAUUUGUUUGUUCACAUGUACUAUGAAACUAUUGCUUCAGUUAAAUUUAUGUAAAGUUCUUCUACAAUUUGUCAGUAUCUACUGUUUCAAGAAUGUGAUUAUGCCAAAAGUCAGCCAAGGCAUCAUUGAAUGUAGCUUGUCUGUUUGAUUCAGCAGUAACCAUGUAACUUUCAAAUUUCUGGGGUUGUCGCAUUUUGUGUUCUGCAUUGCUAAUCACACGCAGUGCAUGAUAUUUUGUGUAGAAUAGCAAAAUGAAAAUGCAAUGAGUAAUUAGCCC